AUGACGGACGCCGGACAUCGUCUUCUCGCACGAUACCGCAGGAUGCAGAACAGCGGGGAUCUCGAACAAUCCAUAAAGCACUUUGAACGGGCCUCGGAUCUCUGUCCCAUGGAUCAUCCCUACCGCCCUGCAGCGCUGUUCAAUCUAGCCGUGGCAAAGUCUGUUAGUUGCCAAGCGGACGGAAGAUACUUCGACCUCGACAUCCCCAUCUCUCUUUUUCAAGGGGCCCUCAACUUGCACCCCACUGAUCAUCCAGACCGAAGUGUCACAUAG
Suillus fuscotomentosus is the source of this 273-nucleotide messenger RNA. RefSeq lists its product as uncharacterized. Lineage: Eukaryota; Fungi; Basidiomycota; Agaricomycetes; Boletales; Suillaceae. The transcript has a single exon. Bases 1 to 273 code for a protein of 90 amino acids. The record is from RefSeq and is a predicted model, not a curated record.